AUGAACCACCUCCUCAUCAACAAGACCAAGGAGAUGAACCAUCUCCUCAUCAACAAGACCAAGGAGAUGAACCACCUCCUCAUCAACAAGACCAAGGAGAUGGACCACCUCAUCAACAAGACCAAGGAGAUGAACCACCUCCUCAUCAACAAGACCAAGGAGAUGAACCACCUCCUCAUCAACAAGACCAAGGAGAUGAACCACCUCCUCAUCAACAAGACCAAGGAGAUGAACCACCUCCUCAUCAACAAGACCAAGGAGAUGAACCACCUCCUCAUUAACAAGACCAAGGAGAUGAACCACCUCCUCAUCAACAACAAGACCAAGGAGAUGAACCACCUUCUCAUCAACAAGACCAAGGAAAUGAACCACCUCCUCAUCAACAAGACCAAGGAGAUGAACCACCUCCUCAUCAACAAGACCAAGGAGAUGAACCACCUCCUCAUCAACAAGACCAAAGAGAUGAACCACCUCCUCAUCAACAAGACCAAAGAGAUGAACCACCUCCUCAUCAACAAGACCAAGGAAAUGAACCACCUCCUCAUCAAAAAGACCAAAGAGAUGAACCACCUCCUCAUCAACAAGACCAAAGAGAUGAACCACCUCCUCAUCAACAAGACCAAAGAGAUGAACCACCUCCUCAUCAACAAGACCAAAGAGAUGAACCACCUCCUCAUCAACAAGACCAAAGAGAUGAACCACCUCCUCAUCAACAAGACCAAAGAGAUGAACCACCUCCUCAUCAACAAGACUAAAGAGAUGAACCACCUCCUCAUCAACAAGACCCAAGAGAUGAACCACCUCCUCAUCAACGCGGGGAAGACCAAGGAGAGAGUGGAUUUCCGUAGACGAGUGGAGCAGGGUGGUGGCCUGGGUAGGGCAGGGGGGGGAGAGGGGGCGACUUCUUGGGGGUUGUGGGAACAGACCAAAGCUGUAGCAGUUUGGCUGCAGGUUCCGGCAGAACUGUGA
Knipowitschia caucasica is the source of this 969-nucleotide messenger RNA. Lineage: Eukaryota; Metazoa; Chordata; Actinopteri; Gobiiformes; Gobiidae. The record is from the annotation of a GenBank genome assembly.